Molecule: messenger RNA, 1119 nt
Organism: Raphanus sativus (radish)
Lineage: Eukaryota; Viridiplantae; Streptophyta; Magnoliopsida; Brassicales; Brassicaceae
Product: annexin D6
Exons: 4
Coding region: 59-1015 (318 amino acids)
Cellular component (GO): cytosol; cytoplasm
Molecular function (GO): calcium-dependent phospholipid binding; calcium ion binding
Source: RefSeq, a predicted model, not a curated record
CAGUUUCUCUUUCUCAUUCCAAAAAAAAAAACUAGAGAGAAUAUUCAGUGGUCGAAGGAUGGCGUCUCUCAAAAUUCCUGCAAAUGUUCCUCUUCCCGAAGAAGACUCCGAGCAGCUCCACAAGGCCUUUAAAGGCUGGGGAACCAACGAGGGGGUGAUCAUAUCAAUCCUGGCUCAUAGAAAUGCAGCGCAACGUAGCCACAUCGGAGCUGUUUAUGCAGCUAACUACAAUAAAAACCUUCUCAACGAAUUAGACAAAGAGCUAUCCGGUGAUUUUGAGAGAGCUGUGAUGCUGUGGACUCUUGAGCCAGUGGAGAGAGAUGCAAAUUUGGCCAAAGAAUCUACCAAGAUGUUCGCCAAAAACAACUGGGUUCUUGUUGAAAUCGCUUGUACUAGACCUGCCAUUGAGUUUUUCAAGGCCAAGCAAGCAUACCAAGCUCGCUACAAGACCUCUCUUGAGGAGGAUGUUGCAUACCACACAUCUGGAGACAUCCGAAAGCUAUUGGUUCCUCUUGUGAGCACAUUUAGGUACGAUGGAAACGCUGAUGAGGUCAACAUGAAGCUGGCUUCUUCGGAAGCUAAGACACUUCACAAGAAGAUUAGUGAGAAGGCUUACACUGAUGAAGAUAUCAUCAGAAUCUUGACAACAAGGAGCAAAGCUCAGAUCAUGGCCACCCUUAAUCACUUCAAGGACAAGUUUGGAAGUUCCAUUAACAAGUACUUGAAGGAAGAUUCAGAAAAUGAAUAUGUUCAGUUACUCAAAACCACAAUCAAAUGCUUGACAUAUCCAGAGAAGUACUAUGAGAAGGUUCUACGUCGAGCCAUCAACAAGUUGGGAACAGACGAGUGGGCACUCACUAGAGUGGUCACUACACGAGCAGAAGUCGACAUGGAGCGGAUCAAAGAGGAAUACUUACGCAGGAAUAGCAUUCCUCUCGAUCGAGCCAUUGCUAAUGACACUUCUGGUGACUACAGGGAUAUGCUUCUGGCCCUUCUCGGUCAUGACCAUUCUUGAAACAACAUCAUCUUAUCAUUGUCUUAAUAAAACAGUUGCAUGAUUGAUAAGUGUUCGUCAUUAUCUUUUGGUAACUGAUCCCUUGUUUUCUCGUUUCAUUGCAA